This is a messenger RNA of Fusarium sp. VM40, 1050 nucleotides long. The record is from the annotation of a GenBank genome assembly. Lineage: Eukaryota; Fungi; Ascomycota; Sordariomycetes; Hypocreales; Nectriaceae.
AUGGCCGAAUCAGCAUCCAAGCGCGUCAAGACCGCCGGCAACGGCCCUCUCAUCGGCACCCACAAUGGCCACUUCCACGCCGACGAGGCUCUCGCUGUCCACAUGCUCCGCCGUCUUCCCACCUACCGUGAUGCCAGCCUCGUCCGCACCCGCGACCCUGCCGUCCUGGCCACCUGCCACACCGUCGUCGAUGUCGGCGGCGAGUACGAUGCCGAGAAGCGCCGCUUCGACCACCACCAGCGUGGCUUCACCACUACUUUCCCUGGCCGCCCUACAAAGCUCUCCAGCGCCGGUCUUGUCUUCCUACACUUUGGCCGCGCCAUUGUUGCCGAGCGUCUUGGUCUUCCUGAGGACUCUUCAGAUGUCGAUCUGAUUUACAAGAAGUUGUACGAGAACUUCAUCGAGGCCCUUGAUGCCCACGACAAUGGUAUCUCGGUCUUCGACCCUGCUGCCGUCACCGCCGCUGGUCUUCAGAAGCGCUUCAGCGAGGGUGGAUUUGGUCUUGGCGCCAUGGUUGGACGUCUGAACCCCAACUGGAACGACCCGACUCCCUCUGAUCCCGCCGAAGCCCAGGCUGCUGAGGAUGCCAAGUUCAACGAGGCAAGCAACCGUAUUGGCGAGGAAUUUGACCGCGAUCUCGAAGGCUAUGCUGCUUCUUGGCUGCCUGCCCGCACUAUUGUUCAGGAGGCCUUCAACAAGCGCUCUCAGUACGACGAGCAGGGCCGACUUCUUGUUCUCGAGGGCCAGUCUGUUCCCUGGAAGGACCACCUAUACACUCUUGAGGAUGGUGCCCCUUCGGUGCUCUACGUCCUCUACGCCGAGAAGCCUGAGCCUGGUGCCAAGUGGCGCAUCCAGUGUGUGCCUGAGAGCAAGGACUCUUUCGUCAGCCGAAAGCCCCUGCCUGAGGCUUGGAGAGGUUUCCGAGAUGCUGAGCUGGAUGGAAUCAGCGGCAUUGAUGGGUGUGUCUUUGUCCACGCUGCUGGUUUCAUCGGUGGCAACAAGACAUUCGAUGGUGCUAAGCAGAUGGCUCUCAAGGCUUUGGAAGGUUAA